UAUUCACAAAAAUCCCUUAGCUUUUUUUUGAAACCCUCACGGUUUCAUGGUCUGGGAACACAUAUUAUUAUAUUAUUAUUGGUGAUAAUUGAAUUGGUUUAAUUUUGUUUGCGUGGCAAUGAGGUGGUGGUGCGGCGAAAUGAUGGCGUUGGAGAGGGUUGAGGCGAUGGAGAAACGCGCCAAGGUUUUGGCAGAGAGAGCGAAGAGAGUGCCGGCGUCGAUGUGGAAGAGGUUUUGGAACGUGGGACGGGAAGAUCCGAGGAGAGUGAUUCAUGCGAUCAAAGUGGGGGUGGCGUUAACGUUGGUGUCUUUGUUGUAUUUGAUAGAGCCAUUGUUCAAGGAGGUUGGGCAGAGCGCCAUUUGGGCUGUCAUGACUGUGGUCGUCGUUCUUGAAUUCACUGCAGGGGCAACAUUGUACAAAGGAUUGAAUAGAGGACUGGGGACGUUGGUCGCUGGCUCGUUGGCCUUGUUCAUUGAGUGCGUUACGACGGAAUCUGAUCGAAUUUUUCGAGCUAUUUUUAUUGGAGCAGCAGUUUUCCUAAUAGGAAGUAUAGGAACGUACAUUAGAUUUUUGCCAUACAUAAAAAAAAACUACGACUAUGGAGUGGUGAUAUUCCUGUUGACCUUCAACUUGAUCACGGUUUCGAGUUAUCGCGUGGAGAACAUCCUCAAAAUGGCGCACCAGCGGUUUUACACCAUAGCCAUGGGCUGUGCUAUCUGUCUGCUUAUGAGCUUAUUCAUCUUCCCUUUUUGGUCUGGAGAAGACCUCCAUAACUCCACCGUUCACAAGUUUGAUGGCUUAGCCAAAUCCAUUCAAGGAUGCGUGAAGGGGUAUUUUGGCGAUGAGGAGCAAGAAAUAGGCGAGUCCGAGUCACCUGACUCGGAGGACCCAAUCGGCAAGGGCUACAGGGCUGUGUUGGACUCCAAGUCCUCUGAUGAAAGUCUGGCAUUAUAUGCAAGCUGGGAGCCAAGGCAUUCAUUGCAUUGUUACAAGUUUCCAUGGCAACGAUAUGUGAAGUUAGGAGCCGUUCUUCGCCAUUUUGGGUAUACUGUCGUGGCUCUUCAUGGUUGUUUACAAACUGAAAUUCAGACUCCCCAAUCCAUCCGCGCUCAUUUCAAAGACCCAUGCAUGCGCCUCGCCGGAGAAGUGUCCAAAGCGCUAGAGGAGCUCGGCGAGAGCAUCCGCAACCGCCGCCACUGCUCGCCGGAGAUCCUCUCCGACCACCUCCACGAAGCCCUGCAUGACCUGAACGCCGCCAUCAAGUCCCAGCCACGCCUCUUCCUCGGCAGCCGCAGCCGCAACAGCAACCCAAACAUGAUAGCCAUGGCCGCCGCCGCCGCGGCCAGGGAGCAGCACAAGUCGUCGUCGUCGCUGCCGAGCGUGAAGACGGACACGUCGGCGCUGAUGGACUGGCGGUCGAAGAGGGGAGGAGGGUCCCGGCGGGAGAAAGAAGAGGAGAGGAAGGUGUUGCGGCCGACGCUGAGCAAGAUCGCCUUCACGUCGUUGAACUUCUCGGAGGCGCUGCCGUUCGCGGCGUUCGCGUCGCUGCUGGUGGAGCUGGUGGCGAGGCUGGAGAUCGUGAUUGAGGAAGUGGAGGAGCUUGGGAAGAUCGCCCAUUUCAAGGAGUUUGAUGGUGGGGAUGAAGAUAGUAUGAUUGGUGUUAAGUGUGAGAAACCCACCAAAGUCCCUUUACCUAACCAGUUGCCCUCUCAUGUAGUAGAUUGAUAUGCCUAUGUUCUAUGUAGUGCGUAUAUAGGACAGGAAAAUCUAAAUUUGCACUUAUUUCUCCAUCUUUUAUCUAAUAUAUAAGACAUACGUACGUACUGGUGUUGCA
Messenger RNA from Ipomoea nil (Japanese morning glory), 1835 nucleotides. RefSeq names its product aluminum-activated malate transporter 12-like. The coding region runs from base 119 to 1726 and encodes 535 amino acids. NCBI's taxonomy places the organism in Eukaryota, Viridiplantae, Streptophyta, Magnoliopsida, Solanales, Convolvulaceae. The transcript is spliced from 6 exons. Gene Ontology annotation, cellular component: plant-type vacuole membrane. Gene Ontology annotation, biological process: malate transport. The record is from RefSeq and is a predicted model, not a curated record.